Molecule: messenger RNA, 2877 nt
Organism: Osmerus eperlanus (European smelt)
Lineage: Eukaryota; Metazoa; Chordata; Actinopteri; Osmeriformes; Osmeridae
Gene: slc15a2
Product: solute carrier family 15 member 2
Exons: 22
Coding region: 318-2420 (700 amino acids)
Biological process (GO): dipeptide import across plasma membrane
Cellular component (GO): plasma membrane
Molecular function (GO): dipeptide transmembrane transporter activity
Source: RefSeq, a predicted model, not a curated record
CAUUAGUCCAUGGAGAAUGAGGUGCAGGGUUGUAAGAACUCUUCAUUGUGUGCAUCCCUAGUACUUAGUUUAGACGCAUGUUUUAUGAGUUCGUCCCCCGUCAACUGGAAACCUUCUUAAGCUCUGUGGAACGUGGGCCACAAGUGCACCACUCUGUGGUGGAAUAUUAACUAAAAGAGGAGCCUUCUUUAUAAAAGUUUUCAUUGCUGCGUCUUAAAAAAUACAAGACACAGAAGGACGGACUUGGCAACGCGUCAAUAUCGAUGUGACAAAAUAAGAUACUGCUUAGUCAAAGCUCUGCACAAAACACCGAAGAAAUGGGAAAGAAACUAUGUGGGACCAACUACCCCGUCAGCAUUGCCUUCAUUGUGGUGAAUGAGUUCUGUGAACGGUUCUCCUACUAUGGCAUGAAAGCUGUGUUGACCCUUUACUUUGUCAACUACCUGGACUGGAACAAGGACCUGUCCACAGCUGUCUACCAUGCCUUCUCUAGCUUGUGCUACUUCACCCCCUUGCUGGGGGCUCUUAUUGCUGACUCCUGGCUGGGAAAGUUCAAGACCAUCAUCUAUCUCUCCGUUGUCUAUGUCAUCGGCCAUGUAGUCAAGUCUGUGGGAGCCAUCCCUGACGUGGGAGACAAGACCAUACACAUAGUGUUGUCUAUGGUGGGCCUGGUCCUCAUUGCGUUUGGCACCGGUGGAAUCAAACCCUGUGUGGCAGCGUUUGGAGGGGACCAGUUUGACGAGGAGCAUACCAGUGAAAGGAGGAAAUUCUUCUCCAUUUUCUACAUGUCCAUCAACGCGGGUAGUGUCUUAUCUACAAUCAUCACGCCUAUUCUGAGAGGUGAUGUGCAGUGUUUUGGUCAAGACUGCUAUGCUCUUGCCUUUGGAGUGCCAGCUGUUUUAAUGGUCGUUGCCCUGGUCGUGUUCAUCUCUGGCAGUGGCAUGUAUAAGAAGAGUCCUCCUGAGGGGAAUGUCUUGUUAGACGUGUGUAAGUGUAUCGGGUUCGCCAUCAAGAGUCGCUGGAGGAGUUCCAAGGAAGACCCAAAGAGGAAGCACUGGCUCGACUGGGCUGAGAAGAAGUACUCAAAGCGUCUGAUCCAGGAGAUUAAGAUGGUUCUGAGGGUUCUAGUUCUCUACAUUCCUCUGCCUAUGUUCUGGGCUCUGUUUGACCAGCAGGGCUCCCGCUGGACCCUCCAAGCCACAAGGAUGAACAUGGCCUUUGGGGAAUCAUUCGUCCUGAAGCCUGAUCAAAUGCAGAUGUUAAAUGCCCUGCUCAUCCUGGUGUUCAUCCCAGUCUUCGACUUCAUGGUCUACCCUCUGAUAGGUCUCUGCAGAAUCAAACUCACACCUCUAAGGAAGAUGGCAGUUGGUAUGAUCUUUGCAGCCCUGGCCUUUGGGGCAGCUACUCUUGUGGAGGUGAAUGUUGUGAAAACCGUGGUGGAGCCUGCGCCUCGAGGGGAGUGUCUCCUGCAGGUGUAUAACCUGGCAGAGGGGGAGGUCAGCAUCAAAAUACCAGGGAAUGACCUAUUCCAACCACUCCCAUUCUAUGAGGACCCUGUAGGAUACCAGAGGGUUCCCCUGGGGGAGCACAGUAAGAAUCUCACUAUACAUAUCAAGCAAAACAAUGUCACGCAUGAGUGUACAAAGGCCUUUACAGAGGAGAAGGCUUACAGUCUGGUCCUGCACAGCAACCUCUCAGGAUUGGAGUGCAAACUAGUGACCGAUCAUAUUGAUAAAAACGAAAAUGGAAAUGCCUUUGUGAGGUUCAUCAAUACUCGGUCUGAAGAUGUGAACUUAACGGUGGGAGACCAGGACUUCUACGUCCCCUCUGACUACAGCAUAUCCGCUAUCAAGACUGUGGACAGAAAAGAGUACACUGAUGUCAAGUGUAAAUCUGGCUCCGAGGAGUUCACCAUCAAUCUGGGGCUGCUGGACUUUGGUGCCUCCUACACUGUCAUUCUGAAAGGGGGUGUGGACGAAAUAGUGACCCAGAAGAUGGAGGACGUUCAGGCUAACGAUGUCCACAUCGCUUGGCAGAUCCCCCAGUAUGUUCUUAUCACAGCUGGAGAGGUCAUGUUCUCCAUCACAGGCCUGGAGUUCUCCUACUCACAGGCUCCAGCCAACAUGAAGUCUGUACUGCAAGCUGGUUGGCUGAUGACUGUGGCUUUUGGGAAUGUCAUUGUGCUGAUUGUGGCAGAGGGAGCAGGCCUUGAACAGUGGGUGGAGUUCCUGCUAUUUGGUGGCCUGCUGGUGGCAGUCUGUAUAAUCUUCUCUAUCAUGGCCUAUUUCUACACCUACGUAGACCCGAAUCAGUUGGACAAGCUGUUCCAUGAAGACAAAGGGUACAACCAUGAUGAUGGUGACUUGAAGAAGGACAAGGAAAAUGAAAACAUACAAUUACAGCAAAGCACAAAAAUGUAGCAUGGUGACACUAUACAGUUGAUCUCUCCAGCCUUACAAAAGAUGUACUGAUUUGGGGAACCCUUUUUAAAACUUAAUGAACCAGAAAUUUGACAACUGGAUAUCUUCCAUGCUGAGUAUGACAUUAGCAUAUUAAGUGUCUGAGUGUGUCUGUGUGUCCUACUGUAACUAACCAACCUUAAAAUCCAAUCUACCCCUUAAAUCCAAACAAGGUCUCAAAUCACAAAUCUUCUCCAGAAAGAAUUGUUAGUUCGGUUAACCUGAGUAUCCACAUAAAUCUUUUAACGUAAACUUAAACGUAGUAAUAUACCAUCCUAUAUUUUAGGGGCCAUUUUAAAAACCUUACAAUGGACCCAAGAGAACACAAUGCGACAACUAAGACCCCGCUAUGAGGGAUUUAAGUUUACUGAGAAACAUAUUUUUGUAUUCUGUAAAUAAAUUGUGUACACGUCUGUUA